AUGUUCCUCCGAGGGGCAGCGCUGCUGCUGCUGCUCCUAUGCUUCGUCCAGCUGGCGCUCUGCGCUGAGGACUACUACAACCUCUUGGGCAUUAGCAAGUCUGCUUCAGACCGCGAAAUCAAGUCGGCCUACCGUAAACUCAGCAAGAAGUACCACCCUGAUAAGAACCCUGGCGACGAGACGGCAAAGGACAAAUUCGUCGAAGUUUCCGAAGCCUAUGAAGCUCUUAUUGACCCCGAAACCCGCAAGAUUUACGACCAAUAUGGCCACGAGGGCCUGAAGCAACAGCAACAAGGUGGCGGCUUCCACCGCCACGACCCCUUCGACGUCUUUUCCCGCUUCUUCGGCGGCGGCGGCCACUUUGGCGGACACGGUCAGCGCCGCGGCCAGGACGUCAACGUGCGCCUCGGCAUCGCCCUCCGCGACUUCUACAACGGCAUCAACACCGAAUUCCAGUGGGACAAGCAACACAUCUGCGAGGACUGCGGCGGCUCAGGAUCCUCCGACGGCAAGGUCGACACCUGUAACGUGUGCGGCGGCCGCGGUGUGAGAAUUGUUAAGCACCAGCUCGCUCCUGGAAUGUACCAGCAGGUGCAGAUGCAGUGUGACGCCUGCGGCGGUCGUGGCCAGAGCAUCAAGCACAAGUGCCACACCUGCGGUGGCGAGCGUGUUGUUCGCAAGCAGACGGCAGUGCAGCUCACAGUCGCCCGCGGCGCCGCACGUGAGAGCCAGAUUGUAUACGAGAACGAGGCGGACGCGAGCCCUGAUUAUGUCGCCGGUAACCUCAUCGUCACCCUUGCCGAGAAGGAGCCCGACCUGGAGACGGACAACCCUGACAAGGUGGACGGCACGUUCUUCCGCCGCAAGGACAACGAUUUGUACUGGACCGAGGUGCUCUCCGUGCGCGAGGCGUGGAUGGGAGAGUGGACGCGCAACCUUACGCACCUGGACGGCCACGUCGUGAGACUUUCAAGAGAAAGAGGACAGGUGGUGCAGCCGGGCCACGUCGAGACGGUCAAGGGCGAGGGUAUGCCCAUCUUCCACGAGGACGGCGACAGCGUGUACCACAAGACGGAGUUUGGCAACCUGUACGUGGAUUAUGUGGUCGUGCUGCCGGACCAGAUGGAGAGCGGGAUGGAGAAGGACCUCUGGAGCGUUUUCCAGAAGUGGCGAGGCAAGGUCGGCGUUGAUCUGCACAAGGACAGCGGGCGGCCGGAGAAGCCUAUCGUGCACGACGAGUUAUGA
This is a messenger RNA of Colletotrichum truncatum, 1245 nucleotides long. RefSeq names its product DnaJ domain-containing protein. Gene Ontology annotation, biological process: protein refolding. Gene Ontology annotation, cellular component: cytoplasm. The record is from RefSeq and is a predicted model, not a curated record. Gene Ontology annotation, molecular function: Hsp70 protein binding. Lineage: Eukaryota; Fungi; Ascomycota; Sordariomycetes; Glomerellales; Glomerellaceae.